AGAAACUUUGACGCAAUUUGCAAAUGGCCGUGAAAAGGAUUGAGCUCGAGGGUGUAUGAAAUACUAAAUGGUGGUAGAGUCCGUGUUAAAAACUUGUGAAUAUUAAUUCUUGGUUUAGUGUAGUGUCGUUAGAAAAAUACAAAAUGUGCCAAAAAGAGAGGAUCCAGUCUUAAUAGUGGUUGAGACAUCGCCAGCGUACGACUGGAGGAAUCGUCGAAGUCGUUUGCUGAUUGUCGGGUCGGUGCAGUGUGCGUAAGGGCGCGCGCGGAAGAGCGGUAACCCAGCGAGUACACGAGCUACUGCGGCACCAUGAACGAGCUCGACACCCUCAGGCAGGAGGCGGAAUCGCUCAAGAAUGCUAUCCGGGAUGCACGUAAAGCCGCGUGCGACACGUCGCUGGCGCAGGCGACGGCCAACCUCGAGCCGAUCGGCCGCAUCCAGAUGCGCACGCGCCGUACGCUGCGCGGACACCUCGCUAAGAUCUACGCUAUGCACUGGGGCAGCGAUUCCAGGAACCUGGUGUCGGCCAGCCAGGACGGCAAGCUGAUAGUGUGGGACAGCCACACCACGAACAAGGUGCACGCGAUCCCGCUGCGCUCGUCGUGGGUGAUGACGUGCGCGUACGCACCGUCCGGCUCAUACGUCGCGUGCGGCGGGCUCGACAACAUCUGCUCUAUAUACAGCCUGAAGACCCGCGAGGGCAACGUGCGCGUGUCCCGCGAGCUGCCCGGCCACUCCGGCUACCUGUCCUGCUGCCGGUUCCUCGACGACAACCAGAUACUCACCAGCUCCGGCGACAUGACUUGCGCGCUGUGGGACAUCGAGACGGGCCAGCAGUGCGGCCAGUUCACGGGGCACACGGGCGACGUGAUGUCGCUGUCGCUCGCCCCCGACCAGCGCACGUUCGUGUCGGGCGCGUGUGACGCUAGCGCCAAGCUGUGGGACAUACGCGACUGCCAGUGCAAGCAGACCUUCCCCGGACACGAGAGCGACAUCAACGCUGUUACGUUCUUCCCAUCGGGGUUCGCGUUCGCGACGGGGUCGGACGACGCGACGUGCCGCAUGUUCGACAUCCGCGCCGAUCAGGAGCUCGCGAUGUACUCGCACGACAACAUCAUCUGCGGCAUCACGUCGGUCGCGUUCAGCAAGUCCGGUCGCCUGCUGCUCGCCGGAUACGACGACUUCAACUGCAACGUGUGGGACUCGAUGAAGAGCGAGCGCGCCGGCAUCCUCGCCGGCCACGACAACCGCGUGUCCUGCCUGGGCGUCACCGAGAACGGCAUGGCCGUCGCCACCGGCUCCUGGGACUCGUUCCUGCGCAUCUGGAACUAAGCACCUCCCUCCCGCCCCCCCACGCCCCGCCCCCAGCCUCCCAGCCCCGCCCCCUCUCCGCACCGCCUCCGUGCGUGUCUAUGGUCGAAUUGUCAAUGUCAAAAAGAGAGUCUAAAAGGCUAUCCCGCGCGGGACAACUUACCAUAUAUCCUUGCAUUGUUUUCGGCAGUAAAGGGGUCGCUAAAAGUGCUCCUUUUCGCAGCUGCCGACUGACUUUAUUCAAAUAUUGGUCAGUAGACACCCAGUCCUUUCAUUAUCCAUGUGGUCUUACAAAGCACCCAUUAAAUGAAACAAUUCGAAACGUAGACACGCAGGAGGCUUUUAAUUUUAUAUGAAACUAAACGCACCGUCAACGCACUUGGAGUGUCUACAAGUCCGACACAUCCUAAUGUAUAGAGGAUACGUAUGCCUGGCGCGAGUUAACGAUUGUCGUUUAUAUCGAAAUUGUCUAUUAUAAUCUGAAAGUUAAUCGUAAAUGGCUAAGCUCCGCUCGCUGGGCAUACACCGAUCUCCGUAUCGGGGUUUAUUUAUUGUAUACAUAAACUUGAAGCAUUUAAAUUGUGACUAAGGAGGUGUGUACACUGAAAUGGUGUGUGUAUGUCUGUGUUUAUAAUAUAUUUACAUUUAAAGGAAUUCGAGUCUACGGACGCGAGCUGUCUGUUUUUUUCUAAUACUUGAUAUAAACUCAUCGCACAACUGGAAUCACGUACAUGUCGAUUGUAGCGGAAAAUUAAAGAACCAAAUAUUAUUAUUAAUUAUAUCGAUGUGUAACUUAUUGAGUGGUGAAACAUGUUCGCUAUUUUAUUGUAAUUGUAAUCUUUUGAUUAUUUAUAUCUCUGUAAUUAUCGUUUAAGAUAGAUGAUUUUUGAACAAUACAGAUGUUGAAGAGA
Molecule: messenger RNA, 2222 nt
Organism: Aricia agestis (brown argus)
Lineage: Eukaryota; Metazoa; Arthropoda; Insecta; Lepidoptera; Lycaenidae
Gene: Gbeta13F
Product: guanine nucleotide-binding protein G(I)/G(S)/G(T) subunit beta-1
Exons: 9
Coding region: 310-1332 (340 amino acids)
Biological process (GO): G protein-coupled receptor signaling pathway
Cellular component (GO): heterotrimeric G-protein complex; cytoplasm
Molecular function (GO): signaling receptor complex adaptor activity; protein binding
Source: RefSeq, a predicted model, not a curated record